This is a messenger RNA of Nothoprocta perdicaria, 1930 nucleotides long. It is a transcript of the gene PTAFR, whose product is annotated as platelet activating factor receptor. Gene Ontology annotation, cellular component: membrane. The transcript has a single exon. The record is from RefSeq and is a predicted model, not a curated record. Lineage: Eukaryota; Metazoa; Chordata; Aves; Tinamiformes; Tinamidae. Gene Ontology annotation, biological process: G protein-coupled receptor signaling pathway; chemotaxis. Bases 1 to 1047 code for a protein of 348 amino acids. Gene Ontology annotation, molecular function: platelet activating factor receptor activity; G protein-coupled purinergic nucleotide receptor activity.
AUGUCAGGAGAGGGCAACGGUGGUGCUGCAGGCACCUCAUGCCACAUAGACUCUGAGUUUCGCUACACCCUCUUCACUGUCUUCUACAGCCUCAUUUUCAUCAUGGGCUUUGUCGCCAACUGCUACGUGCUCUGGAUUUUCAGCCRCAUUUACCCCACCAAGAAGCUCAGUGAAAUCAAGAUAUUCAUGGUGAACCUGACGGUGGCUGACCUGCUCUUCCUGGUGACCAUGCCCCUGUGGAUUGUUUACUAUCACCACCGUGGAAACUGGAUCAUGCCGGGGUUCCUCUGCAGCGUAGCUGGCUGCUUAUUCUUCGUCAACACCUACGCUUCUGUGGCCUUCUUGAUGGUCAUCACGUAUAACCGGUACCAAGCUGUGACUAAUCCCAUUAAGGCUGCUCAGUUCACCACGCAGAGAAGGGGUAUCUACUUGUCGGCAUCUAUCUGGAUUGUAACAGUGGGCAGCUCCUUAUAUUAUCUUUUUGAUGAUAAUACUAACGAGGAGAAAAUCGGCUCGAUGAAUUUUACCCGGUGCUUUGAGUACUACAGCAACUCUGCUAGUAGCGUUCCAGCUGUUCUCGCCAUUCAUGUGAUCAUCUGCGUCCUUUUCUACGUAAUUUUCCUGUUUAUCUUGGGCUGGAACAUCAUUAUCAUCAGGACCCUCUUUUCGAAGUCCAUGCAGCAGCGGAAGAGCGCUCACGUCAAGCAGAGGGCCCUCUGGAUGGUUUGCACGGUGCUGGCUGUGUUCAUCAUCAGCUUUGUUCCUCAUCACCUGGUGGACCUGCCCUGGACCCUCACUGUUCUGGAACAGUGGCAGAAGCACAAUUGUCCCUUGCGCCAACAGCUCAAUGACGCCCACCAGGUGACUUUGUGCCUCUUGAGUAUGAACUGUGUGUUGGACCCGAUCAUCUACUGCUUUCUCACCAAGAAGUUCCAGAAGCAUCUUUCAGAAAACCUGAAAAGCAUGAAAGGGAGCCGCAAGUGCUCCCGGCAAACCACAGACACGAUGAUUGACACCGUGCACCAGGAGGAGGCCAUCGGGAUGUAGCGCUGCCUUGUGCUGACUGCAGAGCCUGAGAUACGUGAAUCAGUCACCCGCCUUUUCUCAGGACGAUGCAGCAAGGCAUGCAACAAAGGACCAGGACCUUACAUUACCCUUUUUUUUUUCCUUUUCCCCUCGCCAUUCUAAGGAAGAAUGAGCACUCACACUCACUUCUUCUAUCCGAUGUAAUUGGCAGAACUGGAACUUGUCAUAGGCUGGCACAAAAGUACCUUCUGUCUUGGCUGGUUCUGUGAGCAUUGAGAGCAGCGCAAUCUGCUUCUGUGUGAAUGAAAUCUGCCCCUGACCCCUCCAUGUGAUGGGCUGGAGGGUGAUUGCACUGCAGAUAGCAGUUGUGUCAGCACGGGCAGAGCAGUCCCUGCUCCUUUGCGUGCUCAGCAUCCAUGAGGAACGCGGUUACAGAGCUAUGGGAUCUGCAGGAUCUGCACGGUGCCUUUCCUGAGCAGCCUGCAUGGCUCUGCAGAAAGCCUGAGCUGGGGAGGUGUGGGAAUAGCUGGAAGGGACCUAAUCCAAGGAGCUCCUCAGGAUGCUGUCAUGAUGGCAUCCCUGGCUCCUACUCUGUGUAACCUGCAGGGUCCAUACGUGGUGUAUUGUGAACGUUUGCCUCUGCUCCCAGCUCCUGAAUCAGAGGCAAGAAAAGGAAGAGAAACUGGCAGUGCCUGAGGACUCAGGCCCUGUCUCCAAAAAGGCACCAUGCCUGGAGGGCACUACUGUCUGCCCUGGCUUCCUCAGUGGUGGCAAAUGGACAGGCAAGGGCCUCCGGCACGCAGAAAUUCAGGUCGUAAAUUCAGAAAUUUUCAGCCUGUUGUAGAUCCAAGCUCACUUUGCAGUCUCCAGAUAAUGGGAGAGUUGGCUGCGUGGGCACUAAGCA